CUAAUAAUCGCCACUGAGACCGACACGGAAAUGCCAGAAUCACAACAAGGCUGAAGAUAUUACGUACUCAGAGCUGCAAGAACUGUAAUGUCGAGGUAGGCCAGGGAUCUUAUCACAACAUCGAGGCAGUUUCCUAACCAUCAUAUCGGUAUUUUACAAUGGCCACUGGUAGCCCUAUAAUAAACGGAGAUGUCCCCCCUGGGCAUUCGGGGACCUUGGAGGAAACCGUGCAACAGAUCAACGUCCUGAUCCAGGAGAACAGAGACCUGAAAGACUCCCUGCAGAAGAGCAAUCAGGCGAUGAAGGAGCGCUUCGAGGGUCUGUCGGCUUGGCGGGAGAAACAGCAGGAGGAACGUGGCCUUCUGGAGAGCAGUCUGGAGAAGGCCACAAGCCGCCUGGAGGCAGUCACCGCUGAAAACCAGGAGCUGCGCACAAAGCUGGAGGAGCUGAGCGCAGGCGGCAAGGCAAAAUCAGUGGCAGAGACGGACGCCUUGUGCGCGCAGGUGGCUCGCCUGCAGGCAGAGAAGAACGACCUGUUGGCCAUUAACUCUGAACUCCAAGUCAACGAGGGGCGAAGGUCGGACGAUGACUCCUUCAUCGAGAUCAUCACCUUCAUGGAAGGUGAGGAGGAGAACAAUGGGGCAGAGGGCAGUGAGGAAAAGAAGAGAAGGGAACUGGAUGCAAGCAAGGGGUCCAAUCUGACCGUCCACGAGCUGCUGCAGUCCCUGAGGGAUGAGAGCCAAAGGGCGGGGAAGCUGCAAGAGGAGCUCCAGGCUUCUGAGUCCCGAGUGGCCGGGCUCCAGGGGAAGAUGAUCUGCUCCGACAGCUCGUCACAGACCUCCCUCCCACCAGAGACCCCCAAAACAACUCAGCCGGAACAGGAUCAGGCUGCGAGCGAGGUGGAGAACCUGCGGGCCCAGAUGUUGAGCCUGUUCAAUGAGCUGCAGCAGGCUCAAAACAAGCUGGACGAGGCAGAAGGCAUGAAGAAGGGUCUCCAGGACAGGUGUCGCGAGGUGGAGCAUGAGGUGGCGACGCUGCAGGCGCAGCUGGUGGAGAAGCAGGCGGUGCAGGCGGAGAACGAGCAGCUGCGUCUGAGGGUGGACAGCAUGACGGCGCAGGGUCAGAUGGAGCAGAGGAAGAUCGGAGAGGAGAAGAACAACCAUGACCAGCUGAAGGUAGCCUACACCAAGCUCUAUCAGGACCAUGAGGCCCUCAAGACAGCAUUGGAGAAGAAAGAGUCUGAGUCCGUGCCGAGCUCUGUUCUGGAGGAUCUGGGGGCCCGGCUGACUGCGGCGGAGGAGGCUCUGGUCCACAAGCAGGAACACAUCGACGAGAUGAAGCAGGAGAUCUUCCAGAAGGAGAAGGAGCUGGAGACCAUCUCUGUCUUCCAGGCACAGGCGGAUGUGUACUCGUCAGACUUCUACGCUGAGCGCGCCGCGAGGGAGAAGAUCCACGAGGAGAAGGAGCAUUUGGCCACCGAGCUGGACUUCACCAAGAAGUUAAACCGUCAGCUCCAGGACGAGCUUGAGUCGCUGGGCCGUCAUUCGCUGUUUGAGAUGAAGAAGAGACACUUGCCGGCCGGAGGAAAUCCACACGGGGGCGCUGCAGCGCAAGGUGGAAGAGGUGGCGAUGGCAGAGACUGGCAGCAGCAAGUGAACAUUCCUGAGCACGUCUGUCCCAAGUGUAAUGUCAACCUGCCCGACCUGGACAGUCUGCAGAUCCACAUCAUGGAUUGCAUCAUAUGAACCUCUUCCAGCAUCAGCACCAGCCUCCAGCCUCUCCAACAGUCAUUGUACCUUAACUCAAGUCUUCCCUCAUCUUCUUGGUUGUUCGAUACACUACUUCAAAAGUCUUCUCUUCCCUCAUGCUUCUUUGGGCCAGGGGGUGAUAAGGCCUAUUUUUCGAAUAUAUCAGUAUGUUUCUUUGUCUGCAUAACCUAGUAGCUUAAUCGUUUGUGUUAAUCCAGAGCGAUGUGACGAUGUUCACACACGUUCAGGGAUCAGACUGUGGCCCAAGGGCACUUCAGCAGAAUGGAUUUCUCUAUAUACAGUACGGUUGGGAAGGGUGGAUGGGGUACACUAGGGACUGUGAAUCCUUUGCAACCGUUCUGUAUGCAAUUGUGUUAUUUUAGUAUCUGAGCUUAUUAUGUAAUACAAGAGGGAAAUAGGGGUGUUUGUCUUUGGAUUGCACACAUCAUUGAGCUGGUGUAUGUACUGGAGAGAGAGAGAUGUAUAGAAACAGUGGAUAAUUGUUGUGUGUAGCCAGAUCUUUGCCGAUCAAAUAACCAAAGUUCGCCUUUAUAAAUGGGUUGGAUUGUGAGGUGGUGGUUAUUUUAUGGUCUCAAAAAGUUGUUUCCGUUUUGAACGUUCAAAAAAAUCAUACUCUGCUAAGACAAUGCCAUGGGUGUUCUUCAGUGGAAGGAAGAAUUGUAUAUUAUUUUAACCCAUGUUGAGUGUGCACCUCAGACAAUUUUCAUCAAUUUUCAUCACAAUCAAAAAAGAUUUAUUUGAGAUAUAUUAAUAAGUAAAUAAUAUUUGCGUUCAUCUCUUACUUAGCCAGUUGCACUUUAACAAGGGAUUUAUUUUACCCACUAUGCAAAUUUUAUUUUGUUGAUAUGGAAGUAACGAUUAAUAUUGGGUUAAUCAAUAUUAUAAUAGGACAUAUAUGAAGAACACAGAACACUGGAUGUCGGCAGUGGCUAUAAACUGCCCCUAGAACUGAAAGAGGUGUUAGUGAUGAUAACAGUGUAUGUGCUUUAAUUACAUCCAAUAAAACAUAUACAAUCAUUGCA
Gadus macrocephalus (Pacific cod) is the source of this 2791-nucleotide messenger RNA. It is a transcript of the gene optn, whose product is annotated as optineurin. The transcript is spliced from 13 exons. The coding region runs from base 159 to 1745 and encodes 528 amino acids. Gene Ontology annotation, cellular component: nucleus; cytoplasm; Golgi apparatus. Gene Ontology annotation, biological process: regulation of canonical NF-kappaB signal transduction; protein localization to Golgi apparatus; Golgi ribbon formation. Gene Ontology annotation, molecular function: K63-linked polyubiquitin modification-dependent protein binding. The record is from RefSeq and is a predicted model, not a curated record. NCBI's taxonomy places the organism in Eukaryota, Metazoa, Chordata, Actinopteri, Gadiformes, Gadidae.